GUCAAAGAUGUCCUAUAGCUUUUUAUCUAAAGAUCUAAUUGAAUCUAAGACUAUUGCACAAGAAACUAGGCAACAGGUCUUAGAAAGACUAGCUGCUGAAAAAGACAGGCUAGAUGCGAUAGAAUUUGAAGAAAAUAAAGGAAACCCCAUUCUCUGCCUUCCCAUGAGUGAAGACAUGAAGUAUGAACUUGAACGAUACAAUAGAAAGCUCAAGAGAGAAGCUAGAAGAGGAGGUCGUAAAAGAAAAUCAAGGUUUACAACCGCAGCUCCUCCUUCACCCAAACCAGAGAUGCCUGUUGAAGAAACUAAAAUUGAAGAAGUAAUUUCUGCAGCUCCUCAGAUAGAGAAGAGGAAAUGGAACCCCCUCCUUGAUGGUUGCAGAUCUAUAGAAGAAUAUGAGCCACUUAAUAAAAUCGACGAAGGAUCUUACGGUAUCGUCUUCAGAGCUAGAGAGAAAGAUACAGGUAAAAUUUACGCAAUUAAGAAGGUCAAACUUGAAAGAGAAAAGGAAGGAUUCCCAAUCACUGCUUUAAGAGAAAUCGUACUUAUGAUGAAAAUCAGGCAUGAAAAUAUCUGCCAAGUCAAAGAAGUUGUGUUUGGCAAUUCCUUAGAUAAAGUCUAUGUUGUCUUAGAAUAUGUCGACCAUGAGAUAAAAAGCUUGAUCCAACAGAGCUAUGAUGCAAUGAUGCUUGCGAGUAAAGGAGAGCAUUCCCAAAGUUCAUACAUGCUUUCUACCGUUGAGAUUAAGUGAAUCAUGGAACAACUUUUGAAAGGAGUUGAACAUAUGCACAGACAAUGGAUUAUUCACAGAGAUCUUAAGACAAGUAACCUUCUUAUUAGCAACAAUGGGAUACUAAAGAUCUGUGAUUUUGGUCUUGCUAGAAUGUUUUCAGACCCUCCUACCCCUUACACAGACUUAGUAGUAACUCUCUGGUACAGGGCUCCUGAAAUAUUACUCGGUAAGGAAAAAUAUGAUGGAAGAGCAGUUGAUAUGUGGAGUGUUGGGUGAAUUAUGGCAGAACUUCUUCUUAAAGAACCCCUCUUCAUGGGAACUAAUGAGCUUGAACAGAUUGAUAAAAUUUUUAAAAUUAUGAGUAUUCCCACAGAAGAGACUUGGAAAGGAUGGAGAAGUUUGAAACAUGCUAAAUUAAUCCAACCAGGAAAGAAAGGAUCAAAAAAUAAACUGAGAGAUAAAUUUCCAAAAAUGGCACUCGAGGAGAAUGAUAUGUAUCUUUCUGAUCUUGGAUUAGAUCUGAUGCUGAAAAUGCUAACAUAUGAUCCAGAUAAAAGAAUCUCUGCAAAAGAUGCAUUAAACCAUCCUUGGUUUAAAGAAUAUCCAAAAGGAUGAGAGCCAAGCAGAAUGCCCAAAUUGAUGGCAACAAAUGAUGUUCCAAGAGAUCACAGCAAGAAAAGAAGGAUGAAAAGUCUUGACAAAGAGCAGCAGAGGCAAAGAGAAGAGAUGUAUGAGAAUGACCACCGGUUUGACAUUCAUCAAAACAUGGCUUAUUACAAGAACUAA
Messenger RNA from Moneuplotes crassus, 1519 nucleotides. The record is from the annotation of a GenBank genome assembly. Lineage: Eukaryota; Ciliophora; Spirotrichea; Euplotida; Euplotidae.